Messenger RNA from Dentiscutata erythropus, 588 nucleotides. The record is from the annotation of a GenBank genome assembly. Lineage: Eukaryota; Fungi; Glomeromycota; Glomeromycetes; Diversisporales; Gigasporaceae.
ACAUCAUACCGAGCACUCAUAGUUCGCGGUGGACUUAAAGCAGGUGAAACUGUCCUAAUCACAGGUAAUGGCGGAGGUUGUGGUCUAUUUCUGAUCCAAUUUGCCAAGGCGAUUGGUGCCAAAGUAUUUUUCACGACUGGUCAGAAAUCUAAGCUUGACUUUUUAGAAAAGAAAUUUAACAUCAAAGGUGUACUUUAUACUGAAGUAAAUUGGUCUGAUAAGUUGAAACAAAUCGUACCUGAGGUGUAUGAUGGAUUGUUUGAUUUGAUUGUAGAUUCGUCUGGCGGAAAAUUUGUCUCUACUUAUAUGGAUUUAUUAAGGCCCUCAGGUCGAUACGUCUUUUUUGGUCAGACACUUGGACCACCCACAGUCGAACUAUUACAAAAAUGGAGUUCAAUUUAUUCGAAAAGUCUUAUUAUUCUGGGUUCAGAUCUUGGCAGUUUUACCGAAUUUAAACAAAUAAAAGUGAAUGAUUGUACUAGUGAUACGGAAUACCGUAUUUCACUUACUAAAUCAGCGCUCAAGGAUGAUACAGAUCCGAAAAGGAAUGUAAAAAGAGUAAUGGAAGUCAUUGUAGGUCUAGAAUGA